Molecule: messenger RNA, 408 nt
Organism: Miscanthus lutarioriparius
Lineage: Eukaryota; Viridiplantae; Streptophyta; Magnoliopsida; Poales; Poaceae
Source: the annotation of a GenBank genome assembly
AUGGAAGACCAGCAGCAGCAGCAAAAUGAGGCACAACCCGACGACAAGAGCAAGAGCAGCAGCAGUAUUAGCAUCUGGCAGAAGCUGCUCAUGUCGCCGCUCUCGUGCCUAACCAUCUUCAUCGUCGUCGUCUGCAUCACCGAGCGGCGGCAGAUUGCUCACGACCCAAUCAACUUCAGCGUCCUCAACAUCGUCGUCGAAGUCAUCAGUGCGUAUGGCAACGUGGGAUUCAGCACCGGGUACAGCUGCAGCAGGCAGGUGACGCCCGACGGCAGCUGCAGGGACGCGUGGGUUGGCUUCUCCGGCAAGUGGAGCAGGGAAGGGAAGCUCACGCUCAUGGCCGUCAUGUUCUACGGCAGGCUCAAGAAGUUCAGCAUGCAUGGGGGUCAGGCAUGGAAGCUGGGCUAA